CUAAGGAUUGGGCGGUGAUACUUGGUCCUUUGUGACAUUUUUAGUAUUAAAGGGAAGGAUGUCUAAUAUAUCAUAUAACAAAAUUGCAAAUGUUAUUGCCAAAAUAUAUGAGUUUCUGGAGGUUGAACGAAAUAUCUUUUAGGCUCAACAAAAGUUGCCCAACAUUUUGUGCAUUUUAGACUGUCUGAGAGGCCAAAAUGUUGAUGUGGCAAAAUCUCUAAGACAAACAAAGCCUACCUUGACAAAUGUCAUGGUUCUUACUCAUUUCGGAUAGCUUUUACACUUUAAGAAGAUGAAGGUAAACAGCCGACCUUAAUCUUUUGGCCCCUCCCCAUCCUUGAUCCUUCCUUUCUCUGAGAAUGACACUUAUUUUCAUGACAUCGAUUAUUUCUAUUACUUUAACUCGAAGAUCUGAUUCAUGUUUUAUUGUCCAUGUUAGCAAUUCAAAAAUGUAACUUUGUCCCAAAGUGUCAGCACAUUCUCACAGUCAAUCAAAUGGAGAUUUGCAAAAGUUGUAGAUACAUUCUGCUAAGUAUUAUUUAUGCUUGAAAAAAUGAUAUGUGUUAAUAUCCUCUCUUAAUUUUUUUAUACUCAGUUACUGUGUGGGUAUGUGUGGCGAUGGAGCAAAUGAUUGUGGGGCUCUCAAGGUGGCACAUGCAGGGAUUUCACUAUCGCAAGCUGAAGCUUCUGUUGCCUCGCCAUUUACUUCGAAGAUUCCAAAUAUUGAAUGUGUGCCUACUAUAAUAAGAGAAGGCAGAGCGGCUUUGGUAACUUCAUUUGGAAUAUUCAAGUACAUGGCUCUUUAUAGCAUUGUGCAGUUUGUUUCUGUGCUCUUACUUUAUUCUAUUUCUUCAAACCUUAGUGACUGGCAGUUCUUGUACAUUGAUCUGGUCAUUAUUACAAGUCUAGCUCUUGUCAUGGGUAAAACAGAAGCUUACCCCUUGUUAGUGGCUCGAAGGCCUGGGGGAAGUCUCAUGUCUCCAGUAGUUNGAAAAAAGGUCAGGCAACAAUCAAAACAGAGGUCCACGAGCCCUGCGGCUUUUCGUACAUAA
This is a messenger RNA of Orbicella faveolata, 1052 nucleotides long. Its product is annotated as polyamine-transporting ATPase 13A3-like. NCBI's taxonomy places the organism in Eukaryota, Metazoa, Cnidaria, Anthozoa, Scleractinia, Merulinidae. Gene Ontology annotation, biological process: intracellular calcium ion homeostasis; polyamine transmembrane transport. Gene Ontology annotation, cellular component: late endosome membrane. The record is from RefSeq and is a predicted model, not a curated record. Gene Ontology annotation, molecular function: ATP binding; P-type ion transporter activity; polyamine transmembrane transporter activity.